GAGGCCCCGCGGCUCCGGUGGGGACGUCGCUGCGGGCGGCCGUGCUCCCGGAGUCCAAGAUGUCGACCAAGAAUUUCCGAGUCAGUGACGGGGACUGGAUCUGCCCUGACAAGAAGUGUGGAAAUGUAAACUUCGCUAGGAGAACCAGCUGUAACAGAUGUGGUCGGGAGAAGACAACUGAGGCCAAGAUGAUGAAAGCCGGGGGAACAGAAAUAGGAAAGACACUGGCAGAGAAGAGCCGGGGCCUAUUUAGUGCAAAUGACUGGCAGUGCAAAACUUGCAGUAAUGUGAAUUGGGCCAGAAGAUCAGAGUGUAACAUGUGCAAUACUCCAAAGUAUGCUAAAUUAGAAGAAAGAACAGGAUAUGGAGGUGGUUUUAACGAAAGAGAAAAUGUUGAAUAUAUAGAAAGAGAAGAAUCUGAUGGGGAGUAUGAUGAGUUCGGACGUAAAAAGAAAAAAUACAGGGGGAAGGCAGUUGGUCCUGCGUCCAUAUUAAAGGAAGUUGAAGAUAAAGAGUCAGAGGGAGAAGAAGAGGAUGAGGAUGAAGAUCUGUCUAAAUACAAGCUGGAUGAGGACGAGGAUGAAGAUGAUGCUGAUCUCUCAAAAUAUAAUCUUGAUGCAAGUGAAGAAGAAGAUAGUAACAAAAAGAAAACCACCCGACGGAGUCGCUCAAAGUCCCGGUCGACUCACUCCAGGUCUUCAUCACGCUCAUCCUCCCCCUCCAGUUCAAGGUCCAGGUCCAGGUCCCGUUCAAGAAGCUCUUCCAGCUCGCAGUCAAGGUCUCACUCCGGUUCCAGAGAACAUUCCAGAUCCCGUGGUUCGAAAUCAAGAUCCAGCUCCAGGUCCCACAGGGGCUCUUCCUCCCCACGAAAAAGAUCUUACUCGAGUUCUUCAUCAUCUCCUGAGAGAGACAGGAAGAGGAGUCGCUCUAGACCUUCUUCACCCGCUGUUCGCAAAAAAAGACGAACGAGAUCACGGUCACCCGAAAGCCAGGUGAUUGGUGAAAACAUUAAACAACCCUGAGCCCAGGGCCAACCCCUACGGAACACCUCCACUUUGCCCAGGCACCACAGGUCGUCUUCCGGAUCAACCCAUUCUGGUUCCCGUUCAAGUUCAAAAAAGAAAUGAUGUAUUAAAAUUUACAUCUUUAAAAAACACAUUGAGUACAGUGCAUGAAGCAUAUUUUUUAGGACAUUGAUGUCUCAUUUGGUCAGAAGUGCUACAUCUGCUAGUAGAGGUGCAUGCCUUUAUUGCUUUUCAAAAGAAUACAACUGUUUGUGAAAUUGAAAGUACAUUGCAUUUUAAGCCAUACUGUUCCCCCAGAUGAAUGCUCUGUUCAUUAUUUACAACCAUCUGCUUCGUUCAAAACCAUCAUAGCUAUAACAGAGUACUUUGUUUCCUAAGUUAAAUCCUUGUCCUUUUCAUUCCUAAAUGUCUUAUUGACAGAGACGGGGUUGCCUGGCCUUGCCUGGACUUCAGGCACAUGGCAAGGCUAGUUAAACUAGUUGGAGGAACCAAUUCUUGUUCCUGUGGGAGGAGCACUCAACCCGGUCGUGUUGAUUACCUGUGCCAGUAGGUUCUUACCAGAAGUUAACUACAAAGCCGCACAGCUGACACCUGGGAACUGUAGUUUCUCUGUGCUGAAGGUGCCUUAGACUCCGUGUCUCUCCUGUCAGCCUCACACCACGGCUAAC
Messenger RNA from Acomys russatus (golden spiny mouse), 1693 nucleotides. RefSeq names its product zinc finger RANBP2-type containing 2 (gene Zranb2). The transcript has 11 exons. The coding region runs from base 60 to 1022 and encodes 320 amino acids. Gene Ontology annotation, molecular function: lipopolysaccharide binding; RNA binding. Gene Ontology annotation, biological process: RNA processing. Lineage: Eukaryota; Metazoa; Chordata; Mammalia; Rodentia; Muridae. The record is from RefSeq and is a predicted model, not a curated record.